Molecule: messenger RNA, 912 nt
Organism: Struthio camelus australis
Lineage: Eukaryota; Metazoa; Chordata; Aves; Struthioniformes; Struthionidae
Product: keratin-associated protein 10-5-like
Source: RefSeq, a predicted model, not a curated record
AUGUCGUGCUACCUGCCGCAGCGCCUCCCCUCCAUGUACCAGGAACCCCUCCCCGUGAAACGCCCACCGAUGUAUGCUGCCUCGUGCCAGCCGGUGCCGGUCCAGGGCUCAGCGCCAUGCAUCCCGCAGUAUGUGACCCCCUGGGUGUCCCAGCAGCGCUUCGCAGGCUCCAGUUUCUCGCAGCAACAGUGUGUGACCAAGUGCGUGCCGCGGCAGCAGUACACAGCCGAGUGCGUGCCACAGCUGCAGCAUGCGACCGCGUGCAUUCCACAGCAGCCGUGCGCGACUAAGUGCGUGACAACCUGCGUGCCACAGCAGCAAUGCACAGCCAAGUGUGUGCCGCAGCAAUCCUGCGUGACCAAGUGUGUGCCGCAGCAGCAGUGUGCAACGAAGUGCAUCCCCCAGCAGUGUGCAACCAAGGCUGGGUCCCCCUGCCUCCCCCAGCAACCGUGUGCGACCACAUGCAUCCCGCAACAGCAAUGUGCAACCAGGGGUGUGACCACCUGUGUCUCCCAGCAGCCGUAUGUGACCAAGUGCGUCCCCCAGCAGCAGUGUGCCACCAAGUGCGUCCCCCAGCAGUGUGUGACCACUUACUUCCCGCAGCAGUGCGCCACCAAAUGUGCCACCAAGUGUGUGACCAAGUGUGCCCCGCAGCAGUGUGCCACCAAGUGUGCCACCAAGUGCACCACCAAGUGUGCCCCGCAGCAGUGCACCACCAAGUGUGCCCCGCAGCAGUGUGCCACCAAGUGUGCCACCAAGUGUGCCCCGCAGCAGUGCACAACCAAGUGUGUCCCGCAGCAGUGUGCAAGUGACUGUCUGCCCGCAUGUGCCCCACAGCAGUGCCAGCCGGGGGGAGUGAAGAUUUCGAGCCAUUCGAAGAAGUACUGCUCUGCCUCAAAGUGGCCCUGGUAA